Messenger RNA from Metarhizium album ARSEF 1941, 2661 nucleotides. RefSeq names its product glutathione S-transferase. Gene Ontology annotation, molecular function: protein binding. The record is from RefSeq and is a predicted model, not a curated record. Lineage: Eukaryota; Fungi; Ascomycota; Sordariomycetes; Hypocreales; Clavicipitaceae. The transcript has a single exon. Bases 1 to 2661 code for a protein of 886 amino acids.
AUGUGCGCUUCUAGAACUACAUGUCUACGAUGCGUAUCGCGCGUGCGUUCAACUGUGCCACCGACGUACAAAUCGGCAUUCAGAGUCGGAGCUGGAGCCCGGCCUGUCGCGUGGUUCUCGUCGACAGCCCCUGGCGCCUCACAUCAGACUCCGAGCUCGAGCUCAACUUCGCAGCCUCCUUUCCCCCAGGAGGCACCAGCAUCCUCAAAGAGACAGCCAAGAAGGACCAAGGACGCCGAUGCCGCCGUCUCUCUGUUCAAUGAUGUGGUGCAGAAAAACGAAGCCACUGCUCGCGGAGGGUCCCCUGCACGGCCGAUUGCUCGACAGCAUUCUGCACCUGCGGUGCUUGGUGAAUGGGAGAUUGCUGCCAAGAUGAAGGAAUUGGAGACAAUGAACGUCGAAACCCUCGACAGACUGCGCCUCUUCCAAAAUGAGAUAUGGCCACAUGUCAAGGAACUCCGCGGACGAAUCCCCAAGCACCUCUACGUGUCAACUACAACGUUUUUGGCGCAGACUUGUGACGCGGUUGCUCAACAAGGUCUCACGGGCAUCAGCGUCGCUCUUUCGAAAAUGCUCGCCAUUAUUGGAAAAUGGGAUCUGCACAUGCGGAACCAGCUCGUCUUGAGCCUGUGCCACACGUUGAUUAGUAGGAAGCAUACUUCGGCGGAGCGUAAUGCCCUCGUCGACGAGCUCUUGGAUAUGUGGAGGCAUACUUCUCAACUACGGAGGAUGAGUCAAUUGCACGUCGAGCGGCUCACCUUCGUGCUCCCGACCAAGGAAGAGAUCGUUGAGGAUAUCGAAAAGUGUUCAGCAUCCUCAACAAGGCAGAAUGAAUCAGCAGGGCUGAAGUCUUCCAACAUGACGCCUACCACCAAAGCCCUGGCUAGUAUCUUCACUCAAUACCGACUGGAGCAGGCUGGUGAACUUGUGCCGGGUCUGUUGACGACUCUUGCUGUGCUCUCUGAUCCGCGUCUAGCUAGAGAGGCAAGCCAAAUCAAGGCGGCACCACUGUUGGACCUCGUUGCCCUCGCACUGCAGCACCAGCCCGCAGACGCCGCCCAUGUUGAUGGCAUCUUUUCUAGAAAAAUCGAAUUCCCACCGUCAAAGCUGGCCGAUUUGCGUUCUUACGUGCUGCCACAGUGGCCUCGGGCUCAGGACAUGGUGUUGAGGACUGAUGCAGCGUGGCGCGAAGGAAGUAUACCGUCUCAGGGGCCAUCUCGCUCAUCAAGCGAGGCGUCCCAUCUGUCAGUUUUCAACAAGCAACUCCGCUCUGCUUAUCGGUCUCGUAACACCGGCGCUGUUGUAUCCAUCUGGCAGGAUCUCAAGGCUUGUUUAGCCCAAAACCGGGACAUUGCGCGAGAAAUGCGCGAGGACCCAGACUUCUUUGACUAUUGGAUAUUUGUCUGGUGUGCCGUCAGACGACCCACCAUGUUGCAGGCGACAUUGGAUCUCAUGCGUGAGGUCGGCAUACAGCCUACUGUGCGAUCAUAUACCAACAUGAUGUACGGGUGGAAGAUAUGCAAAGACGCGGACCGCAUCGAAGCCCUUUGGAAUAAGUUGGUCCAGUCGGGCCUGAGGCUCGACGUCUUCAUAUGGACUGAGCGCAUUUCGGGCCUCAUUGAGGCCGGCAGACCACAAUCUGGCAUCCAGGCGCUGGCCGAGAUGCAGAGCCUAUGGAAGAAGGCGGUUGCCAGCAGAGGCAGCAUCGAGAGUGCCGCCCGUGUAGCCGUCCAGCCCAGCACAGAGGUCGUCAAUGCCGCCCUCAAGGGCCUCAUUGUUCUGGACCGACGCGCGGCCAACGAGGUGCUCGUCUGGGCUGGCAGGCAAGGUAUCGAGCCCAACGUCCGGACGUACAACGUUCUUCUGAGAGAGAGCCUCCGCAACAACGUCGCCGAGGACGUGCAAGGCCUGUUGAAGGCCAUGAAGAAUCGGGGCAUCGAAAUCGACUCGGCCACGUUCACCAUCCUCCUCGAGGGGCUGCUCGGGUCCCUGGAGCACGCUUCCGCGGCCGAGCAGGUACAUGUCGCGAGGCAGAUCCUGGGGGACAUUGAAGCGGCGGGAUUGAAGGCGAAUCACGAGACGUACGGCAAGAUGCUCUACGCCGUCUCGGGGCUUGCCAAUGGCGGCGCCAACGAGGCCCUUGCCGCCGUGCAGGACCACAUGACGGCCGCGGGCCUGUCCAUCACGCCUCACAUGGUGACGAUUCUCAUUGAACGGGUCAUCUCCCGGGACCCGCUGCCCCCUGACGCGGGAGCAGCCGUCCGCGCCAUCCUCAAGGAACACGGCCUGUCCGACGUCGCGCAGGGCGAUCAGACGCUGUGGGAGCGGGUGAUGAGCGCGCACGCCGUCACGGGCGACGUGGCCUCUGCCAUGGCGGUGUUUGACGACCUCGCGCGCGCAGGACGGCCCGUCACCUCGCUGCCCUGUUUGACGGAUCUGCUCAAGGCCCUCUUGGCGUCGGCCGACCCCAAGGCCGCACAGGACGCGAGGCACGUGGUGGGCGUGGUGCUGCAUCACAGGCUCGAGGGGGCGGCGGCAGAUGACUCGUCUGACAGGGACGCCCGCUACUGGAAGCAUCAUUUUUGGUUCCUGGCGAGGGAGAACGGCCUGGUCGACUGGCGCCAAGUGCCAGUGACUGUGGCAGCCAAGCUGCGUGAAUGA